Aphidius gifuensis is the source of this 1142-nucleotide messenger RNA. RefSeq names its product probable FAD synthase. Gene Ontology annotation, biological process: FAD biosynthetic process. Gene Ontology annotation, molecular function: FMN adenylyltransferase activity. The transcript has 3 exons. Lineage: Eukaryota; Metazoa; Arthropoda; Insecta; Hymenoptera; Braconidae. Bases 452 to 1132 code for a protein of 226 amino acids. The record is from RefSeq and is a predicted model, not a curated record.
GUAUUUUUUGACAGAAAUCCAUAUGAUGUAUUCAUUUAAAAACAAAAUUGCAAAAACGAAACAAAAAAAAACAACAAGUUAAUAUCAAAAUUAACUUAUUUAUUUUAUAUGUCAACUUGUAUUUUCAACAUUUUAAAUUAAUUUGUACUAAAAUCUAUGAUUGCAUCUAUUUUAUUUACAUCAGUGAUUAUGAAAAAUCAAAUUUAUAUCUUGCGUAACAUUGUCAAUAUUAUAAAUAACACCAAAAAUUAAAACACAAAAAAAAAAAAAUAAUAAAUAAAUGAAAGUAAUUUUUCGCUUCCAUAUGUACAAACAUUGUGUGUCAACAUAUAUUAAAAUUUUUUUUUGAUUACAAACUUAUUGCUCAACUGUUAAAAAAAAAUCAAAUAGGGUUAUAAAAUAGAUAAUUAUUUAGACAAUUAUUAGGUAAAUGUUUAUCACAUAAAACAUUAUGACUUUACAUAAUAAAUUAACUCGUGAAAAUGCAGAAAAGAUAAUGGAAUCAAGUAAAAAGUUUCCUCAUAUUAAUAAUUCAUUGAAAAUUUUAAAUAAAUGUUUUGAUAUGUACAAUAGUGAUGAAAUAUUUGUGAGUUUUAAUGGAGGAAAAGAUUGCACAGCUGUUCUUCAUUUAGCAGCAUCAGUUGCAUUAUUAAGAAACUUUUCAUCUUUAACAUGUUUAUACGUAAUUGGUGAUACAUUUCCAGAGGUUGAUGAUUUUGUGGAAAAAGCUGCACAGUAUUACAAUAUUAAGCUUAUAAAAAUGAAAAAACCAAUAAAAGCAGCAUUAAAUGAAUUAUUAUUAGUUGAUAAUAAUUUAAAAGCAUGUUUAAUGGGUGUUAGAAAAGGUGAUCCAGGAACAGAUUGUGUAGAAUCAUUUAUGAAUACUGAUCCUGGUUGGCCAAAAUUAAUGAGGGUCAAUUUAAUAUUAGACUGGACGUACAAUCAAGUUUGGGAAUUUUUACUUAAACAUAAUGUGCCUUAUUGUUCACUUUAUGAUAAAGGCUAUACAAGUCUUGGUGAUAAAAACAAUACAUUUCCAAAUGAAUUGUUGAAAAAUCCAAAUGAUCCGUUACAGUAUCUUCCAGCUUAUAAACUUGUUGAUGAUUCAACUGAACGAAAUGGCAGAGGAUAGUUAAACGAAU